CCUCCCUCCUUCCCGCCCUCGCCCGGCCGGGGGCCACACCAGCCCUUCCCAGCCGCCGACACGAGCAGGGGCUGCUCGCCCGGCCUGCUCGGCGGGCCCCAGACAAAGGAAGGAAGGAAGGAAGCGGGGACGAACCGGGGCGAGGAGGCGACGGCAGCCCGGCUCCCCCCGGGCGAGCGCGGCCGCCGCAUCCGUGUGCGCUCAGCCGGGGCCAACUCCGGCGGCGGGCGAAGUGACCCGGAGGGCACCGAGCCAGGCCGGCGUGCGAGAGGGAAGAGGAGGGAGAAGCGGCGGCGGGAGGAGGAGAGAGGAGCGGGGCCGGUGGCUCACCAGGAUCCGCUUGAAGAGGUUGCUCUCCUUGGGCGGCAGCGGCACGGACGGCAUGGCGCGGGCGGCCCUGGGACAGAUGUGUGGCAGCCCCUCUCAAAGAAGGAGAUACCUUUUUCUUUAACAUAGCAAAAUUAUUUUGAAACUUCUGACUUCCUUGAAGGUAGUGGAAAAAUAAGAAACAAAAUGAAGCCUUUCCAAAAGGUGUGUCUUUUCAAGAGCCUGCUUGCCAAUUGCUGCUGUCACAGCCAACUUGACAGCUGUCUUCUCUCUCCUGUGGCAAAGAAGAUAGGCUGCAUGGUGGGACUGCACAGCCAUGGAUUUUGGAGGCCAAAGGCUUUAUUGGACACAGCUAGAUUCACUCUGUCUUUUAGCAGUCGGCACAGGAAAAACCAUAAAGAUUCUCAGGCUUUGUGGAAGCAUGAGGCCGUGCAGAAGUAUCUGGAGACUCUAAGCAAGGAGUACCAGCAGGUUAGUCAUCAGUUAAGCACAGACUCAUUAAAUGACUUUGAGCAAAGAGCCCUGAGGAGAAGAUGUGCUGAUCUGUCCCCCAUUGCAGCUGCGUUUCACGAAAUCAAAGAGGCUGAAAGAGAAGUUCAGGAGUUAGAAGCGAUGUGCACAGAGCUAGACAGCAGAGAUGAGAAACAGCUUCUAGAACUUGCCUUAGAAGAGAAGAAAGGCCUGGAUGAAAAAAUGAACGUGUUGUGCAGAAAGCUUUUCCAGCUUCUAGUGCCAAAGGAAAAAUAUGAUAGAAGUCCUGUCAUAUUAGAAGUGACAGCUGGCAGAACAACUGGAGGGGACAUCUGCCAACAGUUCACUAAAGAGAUGUUUGAGAUGUACCAGAACUACGCCGACUACAAGCGUUGGACGUUUGACAUCGUGAACUAUACGCCGGCUGAGAUCGGAGGCUUGCAUCAUGCUGCUGCUCAUAUUUCAGGAGAGAAUGUCUACAGGCAUCUGAAGUAUGAAGGAGGGACUCACCGAGUCCAGCGAAUCCCUGAGACAGGCAUGUCGGCAAGAAUGCAGCGUAUUCACACUGGGACAAUGUCAGUCAUUGUCCUCCCUCAGCCAGAGGAGGUUGAUAUUAAAGUGGAUCCCAAAGAUUUGCGUAUAGACACAUUCAGAGCCAAAGGAGCAGGAGGGCAACAUGUUAACAAAACUGAUAGUGCUGUGAGGAUUGUGCACCUUCCCACGGGACUGGCAGUUGAGUGCCAGCAGGAGCGGUCACAGCUGAUGAACAAGGAAACAGCUCUGCGGACACUGAGAGCCAAGCUGUACCAGCAGCUCAUUGAAAAGCAGCUCAGCCAGGAGCAGAGCGCCAGGAAACUGCAGUUGGGAACAAGAGCCCAGUCAGAGAGAAUUCGUACUUACAACUUCACCCAGGACAGAGUCACUGACCACAGGAUCUCCUAUGAUGCACGCAAUAUCAAGGAAAUUCUAAGUGGGAAAGAAGCACUGGAUAAGCUAAUCAACAGGCUACUGGAGUUUGCAGAGAUAGAGGCUGUCACCCAAUAUCUAGAAAAUUUGCAGGCUUUAGAAGGAGGAGGCUGAAAACCUCAAGUAGAAUUAAAACAGAAUUGUGUUUGGUAGCCCAAUAGAACAGAUGUAUUUUUCAGAUGAUGUGUUGAUUAAAAGCUGUUUCUCUGUUUUUCAGUGUGUGAUCCUAUUAUUUUUGUAUCUUGGUGUAAGUGGGUUGAAUUUAUUGCAGCAGCCCUGGCAGCUUGGAGUUCUGUGUGCACGCUCCUCCUGUCUUGGCAGCUGGGCUUUUUUAAGCUGGUCCUUCUCUUGACAGUAUUGCAGCUGGAAAGGCACAGAAUUGUGGUGGUGGAGCAGAAUAAAUACCAUGUAGUGCACUUUUUGUUUGGUGGUGGGAGAUGUUCCUUUCCAAGUGAAAGAAAUUGAACUCCCCUAACAGAGCCUAGAACUUGGCCUCAUGAAUACUAUUUAUUUUUUUCCACUUAUUGUGUGAACUUCCUAAAUUAAAUCCCUUAGAAAUAACUUUGUAUUAGGAUGCUUUUUUUUUUAGAGUAAAUAUACAAAAACAAAAGGAGUGAAGGGGCCAGAAUGUUAAGGGACAAGCCUGUUAAAUUUCUUCCAGGAGUACUUGGGUCAGCUUGUGGUGGGACUGGCCCUGUGCUGCAGUUCACUUGCCAGAUUGUGGCAUCCUCUUUUCAUCCUGCGUGUCCUAGGUUCUACUGGAAAGCUGCUCGGUACUGUCUUCUGCAUGAGAAGAACCAGUUCAUGGUUUCAGUUAUGCCUUGUUUGAUUUAUAUUUGCAUAUCUAUUCUGUAAUCAGGAACGAUGUGUGAGGAAAUGUUCUUCUAAAGGCUGUAGUUUUUAUUGCUCUAUAUAGAGCAACAAUUGUAACAUUAUUCAGCUAUAUUAAAAAAGAUAGAAUUUGUAACAGGAAGAAAGCAGGAAAGUUAUACUCAGUUCUUCCAUUCUGCAAUUAUUUUUCCAUUCUUUUGUGUCUUCUUAUCAGCAAGCUUUGUCUGACAAUUCCAACACUUUAAUUACAAAAGCUUUGGGGCUUUGGUUGAGUUGGUUGGUUUUUGGUUUUUUUAAUUGGUAGCUCUGCAAGUCAAUCAGGGAACUUAUUACUGUGCAAUUCAGGAUUCAUUUGGACUUUGACUUCUUUCAGUAAGCAGUCCAGAAAAAGAACCCUCCAGAGAGAUCUGCAACUGAGCUUAUACUUCUUGCAGUGCCAACAGACUGGCAAUAACUAGUAUGAUCAGCUGUAAUAGGAGAAUAUCCAGCUAACAUGGUUAUCCAAUUACCACGUUCACUUCCAUUAUGCAAGUAAAUGCAUCAAUUAAUUUUAUUAAUUAUAUCUUUCAAAGAUUUCUAAGUUUCUCUUAGAAACUUCUUAAAACUUUUUAAAUACUAAGAUUCCACUUUCAGGAUUAGUUAGUGUCUAUGAAGUUCUUUACUAUGAAAAAUUACUGAAACACUUAAAAAUUUGAGCCUUGUUUAUUUUACUGGAAGAUAGUGAUAUUUCUGCAGCACCUUGUGGAUAUUUGUGAUUGAUUAAUUUUCUGUAGCCCUUUUUUGUCAACGGUUUUGUGCAGAGUGAUGAAGAAGAGGGAAAGCAGGCAGCAUCUCCCCUCCUUACUAAGUUUUGGAUGUCCCAAAUAUAGGUAUUGAAAUUUAGAAGCUGAGCCCCUUCUGCCAGCCUGGCUCAGGAGAUCCUGAAGGGUGUUUGUCCUAACUUUUCCUGCAAAUGCAUAUACAUGUGUAUGUCAGCAAAACAUGGGUAUGAUAGUUUGGAUAGAGUGGAAACACUUCUACUGGAAGCCACUGCCUGCAAGGCUCUGCUUUGCUAAAACCAGUUAUAUUUACUUCUCCUUAUUGAGAACAUGUUAUUUGAAAUUGUUUUCUCCAAACAUAAAAAAUAUUGAAGCUGUAUUUAAUUCUAAGCUCUUCUACCCCAGCCUUUCUGUGGGAUGUAAGUGCUGAGAAAUUGACCAUGGCCUGGCACUUGUCCUCAAGGAAGAGACGUGCAGCAUAAUGCUGCUAUUUCUGAAGUGUUUUUGGGAUGGAAUAUUUCAACUUGGGCUUUUUGGUUCUUAGAAGCAAUCAGGACUUGCAGCAGCAAAAUCCAUAGCAGGAAAAAUUACAGUUACAAAGCACGGGGAGGAAAAGGGAAACAGUUUCUCGGGAAGGAACAAAUAGCCCCGGGGAACAGCACAACAGAGCAAGAGAACGUUCCUCUGCCCAAAACAGCCUUCUCCUGCAGCUUUCCUUGCCUAAGAGUGUUACAAAACAUGAAUUAGCACCCAUCUCCCUGGCUUCCCCUCAGCACCGUCUGGGGACCUUACCCACAGACAUCACAGCUCGUGCAAGGCACCAACUUCACCUCUCUGCAGAUCCUGCUGAUUGAUAGGAAAUGCAGCUCCUGGAUCUUUUCAUGUCUCUGCUGAGGCCUCAGCAGCAGCAUCUCACCCAGCCAGCAGGGAAGCCAGACAAAGCUGGAAGGAGCAGCCCUUCCAUGGCAGUGGAGAGAUGGAUGUUUACCCUCUGCAAAAGGAGGGCAGCCCGGGUAGCUCACCUCGAUUGCUUUCAUUGAGUUAUUGAGUGUGUACCUGACUCCCAGAGCACUGCUUAUUGUUCCUAAGGCCAGCAAAUAUGCAAUACUGAAUCACAGUCGGUUAUCAUCAAAAAGCUCAUAUAUUUAACUUUAUUUUGAAUGUUACUAAACAGUAACUAAAACAAAUUUUAACCUGAAUCAGUUAAAAAUUUUUAAAUAAAAAAUUUAAACCCAGGGUUUUAUGUUCUUCAUAAUUGAUGCACAGAAUAAACCAAAUUCCAGUUACUGCUUAAGGUGCUACAGGAAGGCACACAGACAUUUUGUUGGUAGCCACAAAAGAAAACUAUAUAUUUUUAAUAAGCAUUUACAUAUUUACUGACCUAUUUUAGUUUAUAUUUACCCCAGACCACAUUUUGAACAGAAUCUGCACUCCUAAAUCUCUCAGGUUGCCCUAAACCCCCUGAACAGAUACACGAUCUAAUGCAGAUUGGUCAAAUAAAAGCUUUAUUCAGUAUUUUAGAAAAUUCCACUCCAAGAGCUUGCAAUAUUUUGUAAUUGCAACUGAGAAACCAGCUGUUUAACUUUGCAGACAUUACUUAUAAACUAAAACACUUCUCAAUCACCCCAAGCAAGCCAUUAAAAUCCACUGUCUCCAGCCCAUGGUCUAUACAACACUGUCUGCUGGUUUUUAACACAGGCUGUUUAAGGUAUUACAGGUAAAAUCAAAUCUGCUUUUGAGAAUCCUGGGGAUUCCCCAAAUUCUCCAAGAAUCUCUGAAUCUGGCUCUCUGGGAAUCCUCUUGAGCAAAUUUAGCUUUCUGAGAUGAUAAUUUGCAAAACUUUUUGUUUUAUAUGGAAACUUUUAUUCAAGUUCUAUCCUGAAACAUUUCACAAAGCUAAACCUGUUAAUCACACAAAUAGUUAACACAAAUUCUAAGUUAAAUAAUUUAGCAGGUAGAAGGUAGGGGCACUUAAGAGGUAGAUAGAAGAGAGACUAAAGAGGUCUGGCUGACAAAACAGAACCCAAGGGCUGCCACAGCUGAUAGAAGGAGGUAUACAGACAGCUUUUGUACCAACAAGCAAAAAGAUCUAAGGGCUGCAAACCCUGUAGGAGGAAUGGAAUGGAAUCUGUCUUGGGAAAAGGAAUUACCAAGGAAAUCAAAAGAGCACGUGUAGUCAAGUCACGAAAGAGCUUGUGUGCUGCUGGAAAACAGACAGGGUUCUUCAGGGCACAGUGCACACAGGCAGCAGAAGAGCUCGUGGGAGCCGGGACCUGGACACACAGUGGCUACAGAAAAACACAAAGCUUUCUGGAAUCUCAGCAGAGCAGGGGAAAAGGUGAAGGUGGACACCAGAAACCUGGCACAGCAGUGAUAGAGAUUUGCAUAUCUGGGAAUACUGGAGGAAGACAGCAAUAAUACGAAAAGAACUAAAAAAGGGGAGACAACUCAAAAAACUAAUCAAAGAAACCAAACAGCAUGAGAUUGUUUUUUACUUCCUUUCUGAGAUGCCAAAAUUUGCUCUGAAAUAAAAUUUUUCAAAGAAAAAAAAAAAAGAAAAAG
Molecule: messenger RNA, 5915 nt
Organism: Oenanthe melanoleuca
Lineage: Eukaryota; Metazoa; Chordata; Aves; Passeriformes; Muscicapidae
Gene: MTRF1
Product: mitochondrial translation release factor 1
Exons: 11
Coding region: 514-1878 (454 amino acids)
Biological process (GO): translational termination
Molecular function (GO): translation release factor activity
Source: RefSeq, a predicted model, not a curated record